Molecule: messenger RNA, 762 nt
Organism: Magnolia sinica
Lineage: Eukaryota; Viridiplantae; Streptophyta; Magnoliopsida; Magnoliales; Magnoliaceae
Product: DNA-directed RNA polymerase V subunit 1-like
Exons: 3
Coding region: 153-659 (168 amino acids)
Biological process (GO): DNA-templated transcription
Cellular component (GO): RNA polymerase II, core complex
Molecular function (GO): DNA binding
Source: RefSeq, a predicted model, not a curated record
UUUCAUCGGCGUGAGCAAUGACAAAAGUGCCUUCACUUUCAAGAACCCAUGCGAUGCUGGUGCAUUGACUUGUUGAAAAGAAAAUCCGUAGUUCUCAUAGUGGUAGUCUGAAUUUACAACUGGUGCAUGAUUCUUUAUUGUCACUUAAACUCAUGUUUAUGACUUUUUUCUUGAACAAAGCGACUGCGCAACAAUUGGCUAUGUGUGUUUCACCAGUUUUACUAGAACCUGCUUUGCUUAAGGCUCACCGUACAGGUCCUCUGUGGACUGUUUUGCAAAUAGUACAUAGUGCUUUACCUGCAUUUUUUGAUUGCUUUGGGGAGAGGCAUUUGAUCAGUAAAAGUGAAAUGGUGAGGAUUGAUUUCAAUAGAGAUUUACUGCAGUCAUCAUUCACAGAGAUUGUUACUUCUGUUCUUGACAAGAAGGGAACAGAAGAGGCUGUUAAGUUCUUUAAUAUGUUGCAGCCAUUGCUGAUGGAGAUUCUCUUUUUAGAAGGAUAUAGUGUUGGCUUGAAUGAUUUUGACAUUCCCAAGGCUAUUACUGAAGAUAUAAAGAAGAAGAUUCAGGACAUAUCACCUUUGCUACUUCACUUGAGAUCAAAUUACAAUGAACUUGUAGAGUUGCAAGUGGAAAGCUACCUGAAAACUCUGCUACUGUAGUAUCAAAUCCUACAUAUAAAGCAGUUCUUGAUUCUUCUUAAAGCAACAACUCUUCAUGGGAAUCGAUGAAGGAAAUACUUUUGUGCAAAGUUAACUUCAAGAA